AUGGCUGCACUUUCUCCUACGAAUGCCGUCUUCGACGUCAUCCGCCUCAUACACUAUGUGUAUCCUUCUGCAUUUCUUGUCUGGUUCGUCGGAUCCCAGGUUAUCACUAUGUGCACCCUCGCAAGUCGGACCGCACCCCAGAGAGAUCAUCGGAAACGAUUGUUCAUCAUGCUGCAAUUGGCAGUCAUUGUGAGCUAUGUUGGCGAAGCGGCGUUGAUGUGCCUGCGCUCCUUGGCCGAGAGUGGAUGGUGGAGUUCGUCAGAUAAUGUGGUUUACCUUUUGAUGUCCAUAAUGCUGUGGGGAUCCAUGGAGCUUGUUUUGCUCGACACGCGGAACCCCACCUGGUAUCCAUACUAUGGCUCAUGGCUCCUUUCCAUGGUGGCCGAAGUCUCCUUGUUUGGUCUCUCUCUCGCGACAAACAAGGCCCCCAAUAAUUUCGAGAUUGCCAGACUCUGUGUCGAAGGAUCACGGCUCCUGAUGUUCCUUGUUUUGCCGCUAGGCCUGUGGGCUGUCUGGGGCCAGGAUCCGGACGACCCCAUUGGCGAGGAAUCGGCUCGCUUGCUUUGUUCGGAAGACGGCCAGGCUUCGCCUUCUAUUUACGGAUCGGUGUCGGAUUCCGAUGGCGUGGCUGACGAUGGCGAGGCCGAAGCAAUGAGAAAAGCUAAGGAGAGGAUGCUGAAGAAGAUAGAGGAGAGUGGAAGUUGGUGGGCGUACGCAAAGUCGUUUUCGAUUUUUUGGCCCUAUGUCUGGCCGCAAGGCGACCGGUGGCUGCAAUUCACCAUGUUCCUCGUGGGGUUAUGCUUGCUUGCUGGAAGAGGUCUGAACGUUCUGGUCCCACAUCAACUCGGUGUGGUCACCAACUCCUUGAUGGAUGCCGGUGGUCGUAUCCCAUGGGUGCAGUUGACAUUUUAUGUCGCAUUGCGAUGGCUGGAUUCGGCUUCCGGCGUUGAGGCCCUGCAAAACUUCCUCUGGAUGCCGAUCGAACAAUACUCGUAUCGUUCCCUGACUGGCGCUGCUUACAACCACGUCAUGUCUCUUUCGUAUGACUUUCACAGCAACAAGCAGACCGGUGAUGUUUGGAGUUCGAUAGCGCAAGGCCGUGCGGUUAAUGGAUUCGUCGAAACAAUCCUCUUUCAGGUUUUUCCGAUGCUUGCGGAUCUCCUUGUUGCCUUCGCGUACUUCUUCAUCGUUUUCGGCACCUAUAUGGCAUUGAUUGUCGGUUCCGUCAUGGUGGUGUACCUUUACGCUACAUUCAAAUUGAGUAUUGCGAGGAACAGCACGAGAAGGGAACUUAAUAAUGCAGGAAAAAAUGAAGUCAGCAUCUUGAUCGAAACAGUGUCGUCGUGGGCCACCGUCAGCUACUUCAACCGAAUCAGUUACGAGCAGAACCGUUUUCGUGGAGCUAUCAACCUUUACCAGAAAGCUGAGCGCAAAUGGCUCAUUGGGAUCUCGGUUCUCAAUGUGGGCCAGAGUCUCAUCUUCAUGGUGGGGCUCCUUGCUGCCUGCUUCUAUGCUGUCUAUCAAGUCACCACAGGAGUGCAGCCAGUCGGCAGCUUUGUGACUCUGCUGUCGUACUGGGCUCAGUUAUCCGCCCCGCUAUCCUUCUUCGCAAACUUCUAUCGGAGGGUUCAGACUCAAAUGCUCGAUGCGGAGCGCCUGUUGGAGCUCUUCCAGACAGAGUCAGCGGUUCGGGAUGACCCGCGUGCGUUGGUGCUGGAUAAACUGGAAGGGACGAUCGACUUUGAGAACGUUUGCUUCUCGUAUGACUCUAGAAAACCCGCGAUUACGGAUGUCAGUCUCCAUGUACCAGCGGGUAAAUCGGUGGCAUUUGUGGGGGAAACCGGUGGGGGAAAGACAACAUGCUUGAAGCUCCUCUUCCGCUUCUACGACGUCGCCUCUGGCGCUAUCAAAAUCGACGGCCACGAUAUCCGGGAUAUCAAACUAUCAAGUCUGCGCGAGCACAUUGGGGUUGUGCCUCAGGACCCACAAUUGUUCAAUGACACGAUUAUGAACAACAUCAAAUAUGCCAACUUUGAUGCCACAGACGAAGAUGUGUACGAGGCGUGUCGCGCAGCCUCGAUUCACGAGAAGAUCCUCACUUUUCCGGAUGCUUACAACUCCAAGGUUGGCGAGCGUGGCGUAAAGCUUUCCGGCGGCGAAUUGCAGAGAGUUUCGAUAGCUAGAGCUAUUCUGAAGAACCCCAAGAUCAUCUUGCUGGAUGAGGCGACGAGUAUGAUUGAUAUGGAAACCGAACGCCAGAUCCAGGGGGCCCUGAGGAAACUCGGCACAGAUCGGACGAUGUUUAUUGUGGCGCAUCGCCUUUCGACGAUAAUGGGCGCGGAUCUCAUAGUUGUCAUCAAGGAGGGCAAGAUCAUCGAGAAAGGAACUCAUGAGGAGCUGAUGCAGUUUGAAGGAAAGUACUUUCAGCUCUGGUCAACGCAGAGUAACCGCGACGAAUCUGUGCCGAAAUCGGAAUCGAAGGAACCCCGCUUGCUCGAGGAUCUUUUCGACCCGCUCCAUUCCGACAACGCUCCAAAAAAUGGUGAAGAUUCAUCUUCCAGACAGAUUGAAAUCCCGGAAUCAUCUAAGCGAGCGGCGUCUUCACGCCCGGCGGUUACAUUCAGCCUCCCUGGAAGAACCGUGUGGUAUCCCGAAUACCAGUUCCACCCCUUGCAGAACCCCCGUAUAUCGGCGCCAAACCAUGGAAUCCUGAAGAAUGCCUCACCAGUGCAGGCACCAGUUGUGACGCCGGAGAAUGUGGAUUCUUCCGCAAAGACAGGAUCGUCAUCAUCAGUGUUGAAGCCGGACGCAAAAGAGUUUGUUCCGAAGAGGCUUUCCAUCAUUGCGCACGAUUGGACACCUCCCCAGGCCACUUCUGAGAGUCAAGUCCUAGCUGUGGAGGCUCCUAGCACAGUCCCUUCCAAUGAAACGCACUCAGGCGAUGCUUUGGAGGUUCCGAUCGUGACAAAAGAGGAACCAUCCUCUGAGAUACCGCAAGCCAUCCAGGUGGAGACAGAUACGAGACUUACACCAGUUGAGCCGGCAUUCAACUUAGACUACCCUUCACCGGAGAUUCCGAGCACUGAAACGAUAACCGAUCGGCAUGAGUAUCCGGAGACCGGCCACGAAGAUAUGGAGAAUGUCGAUCCGGACAUUGAUAAUCCUCAGGACACGAAAAAACGGCGCCGACGCACUCGCCGGAGAAGCCACAAAAUGAGGUCGGGGGGGCAUGAUGACAACCUGGGUGUUAAGCAGGGCUCAAGUGCAGAAGCCAGUGGGGCCGAACUACUCGUCCCAGGUCUCACCUCUUCUUCCUCCGCGACGGAGGACGAACCAUCCAGCCCGAUCGACGGAGAGGGAGAGGGAAAAGCUGGUGCCACGAAUGAUAUCGUUGGUAAAGGAAAACGUCGUCUUCGCUCUAACAGUUACAAGCAAAAUGCUACUUGUCUGGACCCUGGGAAUGAAGGAGGCCCGCUGUCAACUGUUGCCCAUCCGGAGAACGUCGGACGCUUAACCAAGCACAAGGCAAGGACCAAUCCAGCUACCAAGGGCGGUACGAGAAAUUCUGGCAAGGAGGAUCAGGGUUUAACCGAAAACUCGAGCCCCUCAAAUACCGUCUCUUCCGCUAUAAAAGAGGAGGCCCCGCAGGCGCAGCAUAGGAGUUCCGGAAGCCAGAAAGGUAGCUGGCGUAAGGCAAACAGGAAGCCAACGAAGAGCACCGAGUCUGGCUACAGUACCAGUGAGGCGUGA
Molecule: messenger RNA, 3750 nt
Organism: Tricharina praecox
Lineage: Eukaryota; Fungi; Ascomycota; Pezizomycetes; Pezizales; Pyronemataceae
Exons: 12
Coding region: 1-3750 (1249 amino acids)
Biological process (GO): transmembrane transport
Cellular component (GO): membrane
Molecular function (GO): ATP binding; ABC-type transporter activity; ATP hydrolysis activity
Source: RefSeq, a predicted model, not a curated record